Messenger RNA from Amoebophrya sp. A25, 361 nucleotides. The record is from the annotation of a GenBank genome assembly. NCBI's taxonomy places the organism in Eukaryota, Dinophyceae, Syndiniales, Amoebophryaceae.
CAACGUUUCCCUAUGGGCGCGUAGAGGGUAGUGACCGCGUAUCAUUAUUCAAGAACUUCGAUUUCGCUAGUGGGUUGCCAAUUUUGCCUCUAGACGAAGAAGGCAAACGCCCUAUUGUUCCAGUCGACCCCUCGACCGGAGCACCUCUGCUUCGGUGCUAUUAAGGCCACUUCUUGACGCACUCAGGGAUACCAUUUUCAAGUGGAAGAUGAGGACAAUUUUCAGCUGAAGAUGCCUAUGCGGUAGCUGCUCUAAUCUUACCCUCAGAAUGGAUGGCCGUUGUUAUUACCGUGUCCGGAACUGAAUGCAUUGAUUCUGCCAGUAAGCGUUGCUGGUUUCCCACUCUUCGAACUGGACGAGG